This is a messenger RNA of Aplysia californica (California sea hare), 2243 nucleotides long. Its product is annotated as PH domain-containing protein DDB_G0274775. The transcript is spliced from 2 exons. NCBI's taxonomy places the organism in Eukaryota, Metazoa, Mollusca, Gastropoda, Aplysiida, Aplysiidae. Gene Ontology annotation, biological process: endosome organization; retrograde transport, endosome to Golgi; receptor recycling. Gene Ontology annotation, cellular component: early endosome; trans-Golgi network; recycling endosome. The record is from RefSeq and is a predicted model, not a curated record. Bases 460 to 879 code for a protein of 139 amino acids.
CUCUCUCUCUUUUUCUCUCUCACCCCCUUCACUCUCUCUUCAUUUUUUUUACUCUACACUGGUCUUUCUCUUCAUUCCUAAAAUUGCUUUAUACACAAAUCUAGAUUUUAAUCACUUUACUUGAAGAAAUCUCAUUUUAGCACCACGCCUAAACAGAAUACUCGGGAGAACAGAACGGGCGGGGCGAUGGGAAAUUUGUUCAGUUUAUUUACGGAUUCGCAUUUGGUGCAUUUUGAUAAACGUCGUAAAACGUAAACUUAAUUCAUUUAUCUUUUAUGAUUACUAGAUUUAAUAGCAAUCAGUUGUCUAUUGAUCAAAUGUGUUUAAAUACUUCUCAAAAAGCUUUCUAUUUCCUGUAGUUGGCAAGAUACCGAAAUUUAUAGCAAUGUUUUGAAGAAACGACUUUCAAUACCUAUUUUCAUUCCCUGUCGACAACAAGUUGUUCUUCUGCUGUUCGACAUGGCUUCCGGAUCGGACUCCGUUACAGACAGUCAAAAAACGAAUAGUUUAUCAAACCGCUCCGACUCGCAGCCUGAUGCUGAAGUGACAGACACAGAAAUGAAAGGAUACUUGAUGAAAAGAGCUAGACUGUCUCGUAAAUGGAAACGCCAAUGGUUUUUGCUUAAAAAUUGUGACCUCUAUUACAGCGAAUCUCCAGAGGGCAACUUGAAAAAAAUCACAUUGACAGAUGCUGAUAUCUCUGAAACACGAGUAGACAAGAAACAGUACGCCUUCAGAAUUAGGAGCAAGCAAAAUGGAAGGACCUACUACAUUCAUGCUGAAAAUGAACUAACACAGAAUAGUUGGAUGCAAGCAAUUUGCUUUGCCAAGGCAGCUGGCAGUCAUGGAAGCGCUUCUCAGGCGUGUGUUGUGCAGUGAUGUGAUAGCUAUAUAACACAGUGACUUGGUGGACAUUUCCCCUUCUCCAACUUAUGUUCAACUUGAGGUUUUAUUUGGGCCACUACUUCUGUGAUAUUUUCAUGCUGGGUGACCAACAUGGGCUGUUAUUUUAUUUUUAUUGUUCAAUUCAACCAAUUCCGCUUUAAUUUUGAUGUUCAGUUUGUCAGCUUUGCAGGCUUUGUUUGUGCAUGUAACUUGUGUGUGGAUGUGAAAUUGGAAGUCAAUGAAUGUAUCAAUGAAAAGUCCAAGUUCUCUUCAAAACCAUCUGUUGGGAGAGUUUUGAGUGUAGUUGCAUUCAGUUGUCUUCCAUUCCUUAUUUGGUAGAACUUGGUUGUGAUAAGUUAUGAUUUGCUGUCCCUGCAUACUUUUUCACACUUUUAUUUUUGCCUCUUGGACAUUUACAUAUAUUUUAUUGGCUUUAGAAUUUUUUUGUUUCUUACAAAAUGGUGAAUGGGUGAUAUUUCAACAGCUUCUGAGUCUACUAAUUUGGUUUUAAUUUUGAAUUUGAUAAGCCUUUUUAUAAGCUAAAGCAAGAGACUUGUGAAUUUUUUAAAAUGUGUGAAAGGAUGUGUCAAUGUUUAUUCCUAGUUGAAAAGGCAUGGGACUUUUUUGCUCAUCCUCCUGGAUUUUGUUAAAGGAAAUAAUUUUUUUCACUGUAUAUCAACUCACACACAGAGUGCUUUUAAGUGAAAUUCAAAUAAGAAAUUUAAGGUAAUUUAAAGCAAGGAAGUAGUGCGAAAGAUUUUUCUCUGUUAGUGCUUUUAGCCAACAAUUACUUGAAAAAAAUUGGCUACUGACAAAGUAAAGGCUUACAAGUUAUUGAACAGGGAAAGAAAAUGACAUUUCACUCAGUGAACCUUGGAGAGAUUGAUUAUUAAAGCCAGAAAUAUGUGGAAUGGAUGAGUUAGAAAAAAUUCAGGAAAGAUUACAAAUACAUAAAGAGCUUCCAAGAAGUCUUACUAUAACUUUGUGUGCAUGUUACCAAUGAAUAUAUUUAAUUUAAUUGUACCUUUAUUUCAUUAAACAUUUCAUUAGCCUUUCCAAUUUGCCAUAUAUGUGUAUCAUGUGUAUUUAUUUAGAGAUAUAUUAAAUGCAUAUAUAAAAGUUAAGUGUCAUUGUUUAGCAGAGACAGAGUAUGUGGAAUAUUUAUAGCACUCAAUGUAGGCAGUUCAGUGAACUAUGUGGCUGAGCAGAGCAUGAAAUAUGAUGCCAUCCCUUCUGCAGGGUUAUGUGACCUUGAAAUUGUGUCGGCAAUUGGGUGGUUGUCAACAGCGGGUAAUUUUGUUUCUAGGUCAAGGUUUUUGGGGCACUUCCAAAACAUGAUUUUAAUUUAAACAGAAAAA